Messenger RNA from Calliphora vicina (urban bluebottle blowfly), 4390 nucleotides. It is a transcript of the gene HPS4, whose product is annotated as Hermansky-Pudlak syndrome 4 protein. Gene Ontology annotation, cellular component: BLOC-3 complex; lysosomal membrane; cytoplasmic vesicle. Gene Ontology annotation, molecular function: small GTPase binding; guanyl-nucleotide exchange factor activity. The coding region runs from base 327 to 3032 and encodes 901 amino acids. The record is from RefSeq and is a predicted model, not a curated record. The transcript has 6 exons. NCBI's taxonomy places the organism in Eukaryota, Metazoa, Arthropoda, Insecta, Diptera, Calliphoridae. Gene Ontology annotation, biological process: melanosome assembly; protein targeting; vesicle-mediated transport.
AAUACCUAUAGUGCAGUGUAUACACAAAACACAAGUGCAGUGGAAUUUUAUUGAUAAAAUAAAAAAAAUGUUAUAAAGAAUUUUAAACACAAUUUAUAAUAAAUUAAAACAUAUUAGAAAUUAAGCUAACUCUUUUUUUGUAAAGAUUUUCUAACAGCUAACAAAAAACUUCUCUAUAAAAAUGGCCAAGUGAGUAGAAGCAAAAAAAGAAAAAACACUAGUGUAAAGCAGUAACGCCCCUCUUGGGCAAACAAGACGAUAGACAUGCAUGAAAAACGUUUGCAAAUUUUGUUGAUAACUUAAAAUAUAUAAAUCUUAAAAAAACAAUGCUUUUCUUUAAUUCAGUUUUUAAUGAUAUUGUUGAUUUUAUGGACAGUUUGUUGGAUGGCGAUGAUAAGAGGGAAACAAUGAUUGUGUUUGUUUACGAUACCGAGUGUUUGAAGGAGGAAGCUGAUGAUCCGGUUAAAGCGGUGUUGUAUUUCCAUCCCAGCUGGGUGUCGGAUACCCAAAAAGUGGCCUUGUGCGGCCAGUUAAUGGGUUCAUCUUAUUUUCUCAAGGAUUGUUUCUUUAAGCCACGCAUUAUAUCUUUACAGAAUGGUAAAUUUGUUUUUAAGGAAUUUGGAAGAUUUAUAUUGGCCGUGGGUACGGAUCGCAAUAUCACAGAUUAUCUAUUGCAACAUCGUGCCGAUUUAUUAGCCUCAUUGGUUAAGUUUUAUCAUCGUGACUUGCAGCUGGUCUAUGAUCAAUUUCCCUUGCAGUCUCAGUACAAGAAUUUAUCGGAAAAGUUAUAUCAUAUUUUUGAAACAUAUCUACCAAUUUUACAAUACAAUGGCAAUAUUUUUCAAAAUAUACCCAAGCUACGUAUGCCCAAGACGGCCAGCAAUAUCUAUUUGGAAGCCAUACAAACUUUGCAAUGCUGCCAACAGACAAAGGGAGUAUUGGGUGGUGCCAUACUAUAUCAUAACAAAGUUGUUGCUUCUCAACUAAGUGAUGCUGUUACCAAACAAAUAGUUCUUACCGAUCCCUUGCACAUAAGAACCACUGGCGAACAGUUAACCUCCUCUGAAUUUCACAUUCCCAAUGGUGUGCAAAUGCUAGUGGUCUAUCUGGAUACCCUACAAUAUCGUAAACUUCAAGCUGAAGCUCAACGAGCACAAAAUCUGCAAACCACCCAAUUGGGUCAAGGGCCUUUGCCUUUCCAGUAUAAUAAGCGCAAAAUGAAAAGAGAUAAAUCUUUGAUAUUUACCCAUAUACCCGAAGAGAAUACCACCACACACACCAUUAGCGAACAUCCAGAGGAACAAGCUGAAGAGGCCACCACCAACGCCGACCCCAUCAUACAGCCCCCAGCUCCUAUUAGACCUAAAAGUCUAAUGAUGACACGGCCCACACACUUGCCGUUGCGCAUAAAAAACUAUGCCAACAAAGAAUUGCCCGAAUCGGGUAUAGCCUCCAUUAAUUUUGAUGAAACUGAUUCGUAUCCCGAAUUCAUAGGACGCACUAGUGUUUGUUCCACACCCAUGGCUGAGAAUAAGGUGUUGGCGGUGGGCAAUAUCAUGUCCAUAUGUGCCAAUCCAGAAGAUGAGAAUAACUCCAACAAACAGGUGGAACAAAACAAUACUUUGCAACAGAUUAACAGACGCAAUUCAUUGAAAAAAGAUUUUGAAAAAUUCUUCCACAACUUCAUAACAAAUCCCAAUAAAAUGGAACGCCGUAACUCUUUAACCGAUAUCCAUGAUUCUUUGAAGAAAUUUUCGAAAAAGAUUUCUUUAAAACAAAUCUCACAAAGUUUUAAGACUGAUGUUAAUCGCAAUGGUAAUGGCGCAGCUGAUAUGUCUCCCGAUUUUAUAGAGAACGAUGAUGAUGACGACCAAAAUUCCGAUAAUUCCGAUGAGAAUAAUAAAACCUCCCGCACCAUAACAGAUCCCACCAAUCCUGUGUUUAAUGCCAAUGGCCAGCCCAUAUCGCGUAGCUUGUUUCAGGAAUUCCUUGAAAAAUACUAUAAACUAUGGGGCGAGGCUAGCGAGGAAACCAAACAAGAUGAGGAUAUAGCCAAACUUAUAGAAGAGUUUAAAGAGUUUGAUAAUGAGCUUAAGAAGUUGGAUGAAUCGCUUAGAAAUCCCAACUCAAAUAAAACAUCUUCGAAUACGACCAAUAUCAACAAACCAGAUCGUAAUUUGAAUUUGGAAAACUCUUUUAACCAGCAAAAAGCCAAGACACCUUUGGAUAAAAAAUCUCUUAGUUUGCCAUUGAAAAAUAUAUCGGAUUCCACACCCUCUGGCGAACGUCCAGCUCUGACUUCCUCACGCAAACAAUUGGGUGGCGUACCUUUGACACCACUCAUGGCUAAGCUAUCGGUAUUGGCCUUGAAUGAAGAACGCCCAGCUUGGGAUGCUACCCCGGGUGCUAAUAUUGAAAUUCAGACACCUUUGAAUACUUCAAAAACUCAAGGCAAACGUAAUUCUCUGAAAUGUGAUGAUGCUGUAGAUGUUUUGACUUGUUUAUCCUCGAAUGCGGGCAAUCAGGAUGGUUUGCAAAAGGCCGAACUGUAUAUAUGUGGUCAGCAGAAUAUGACGCUGUUGUUGUUUAUGGAGGAAGGUUGUUCGCAGCAUUCAAAACUCGUACAGAAAAUGUUCGAUAUUUGUGUUUCCAAAUUUCCCCACAUGGAAUCUCAUCUCAGUCAAACCUUAAACAUAAACGUUGAGGCUGACAAACGUGACGGCAGCUAUAGUUUUUUGUGCAUCGACUCCAAAUGGGAUGCCUUAGAACGCAAUGGUCCAUGGAAUCCAGUAGAAAUCAAUACAUUAGAAUGCAUGCAUCGUGACAUGUUGAAUAAUAAACAAUUAACCGAUUUAAUAUUACGUUCAUAUGACUCCGUGUACUAUGGCUAUAAAUCGGGCAGAACAGAAAUAUUUUAUAAAGAGCCAGCUCGAGAAAUAACUGGCAUACCACCACCCUCAGAUCCCAUGGGUAAUAUAGCGAUGAGAGCCAAAAAUAGAUUAGAACGCGAUCAUUCCUAUAUACUGUUUUAAAAACAGAUUUAACAGGAAAAUUAAAUAAAAAAAAUAUUUUUAGAAAAUACUCGCCAAGUUUAAAAUACACGAGAAUAAAAUAAUGGAAAUUUGAAAAUUAAAGUUAAUUAUACAAUUAAAAAAAUACAUACAUUCCUUUAAAACAAAUAGUAUAAAUAUUAUGGAGACGUUUAUAUUUUAAACAAACCUUUUUCCAAAAGAGGAUUUUUUUUUAUAAAAACACACUUACACGAAACGUCUCCUCAACUUUUUAUAGUAAAUUACACAUUUUACCCUUAAAAAAACAAGUUUUAAAUGUUUAGUAAAUACUAAAAUGAUGAUUAUUUUUUGUUAAGAAUAUUUUGUGUCAAAAUUAAGUUUGAAUGUCAAAGCUUUUUUUAAAUUUUAGCUAUUAAUUUUAGUUGUUGGCUUAUUGAGUACAAAAAUUGUUUUGCUAAAUUUUGUUAUUUAUUUUAUAAAGCUUUAUAUUUUAUAAUUUGUAGCUAGUCCUUAAAAAGAAAUUAAUUUCAACAUUCCCUUUAUGUAAGUAUAAGUUAAAGGUGGAAUUAGAAUGAGUUAAAAUUAAGCUUAGUGCAAGAAUUUAUUUAUUGAAAUCCAUAAAUACUUACACUUACUUUAAUUUUUAAAUCAGUUUAAUUCCAACCUGAAGUUCUUAAAUAAUAAAUAAGUUUUAUUAAUUCAUAAAACCUAGAUUUUGUUUGUUUAUUGUGCCAACUACAAAACAAAAAUAAGAAGAAAAAUAAGAUUUGAAAACAAAUAUGCCGUCAAAAAGCUUUAUAGCAUUAUAAAAUAAAGCUUAUUUUUAAUAUUUAUGUAGCCAUAUUAUGUAUUGUAUAAGUGGGAGUUAAGAAAAAUAAACAUGAAGAAACAAAUUUCAAAUAUUUUUGCGUCCUUAGAUAAAAAGAACUUUUAAACAAAAUAUUUUUAAUAUUAAAAACCAACAAGAAGACAACCAUGUAAAACUAUGGUACGAUUUUAACUGCGUAUAAUUUUUGUUUCUUUACAAAAAAUGUUAUAACGUCAAUAUUUAAAGGGUUUAUAAACCAUUUUUCCUACAAACAAAAUUGUGCAAUUUUACUUUAAGUUUAUUACUGUUGUAAUUAAUUAUUUAAUCUUUUUUAUGAUUGUAAUUAUAUUAAUAUUUUUUUAUUAUUAUUACAUAUACUUAUUGCUUUUUGCAAUUUUCUAUUUUAUAUUAUUUUAUGAGUUUUUUUGUAGUAGCGUAAUAUUAUUAUCACCAAAUAGUUGGAGUUUUGAUAAAUAAUAUUUUAUCAUUUGUAGUGAUUUCAAUGAAGCAAAUGCAAGAAAAAAAAAUAAUGAUAAAUUAAUAAAAAUAAUCAGAUGUUUGGAAUAAAAAA